This is a messenger RNA of Sycon ciliatum, 2094 nucleotides long. RefSeq names its product salivary glue protein Sgs-3-like. NCBI's taxonomy places the organism in Eukaryota, Metazoa, Porifera, Calcarea, Leucosolenida, Sycettidae. The transcript is spliced from 5 exons. Bases 375 to 1739 code for a protein of 454 amino acids. The record is from RefSeq and is a predicted model, not a curated record.
UACUAGGGGGUCCGGGAUUGGCUCGUCACCACCCUUCCGUCUACGUCUGUACUGUGGGUGUUACAUCCGCAGGAUUGCAUGCACUGCACUUUACUGCACCCAGCCCAAACUGGGCCAAAGACUAAGUACUUGGCUCGGAUCGGAAAGGAUUGGAAAUAAUUGUGCCUUUCGCACUUCUGAAAUCAUUGUCGAAAAGAAGGGAAGGCUGAUUGCUCGUGUUUCUGACCACGCAGCUAGCUGCAAGUAGUGGAGUACUAGUAAGUGCAAGACAGUCAUAGCCAGCGUGCUCAAGUUCGUUCUCUGAGGUGCUGGAGAGAAGACAACACCUUGCUUCCCGACCUUUAGCCGCAACGAAUCACUGUCGAGGAGGAAACAUGCAGACACUAUUGCCGCUGCUCGCCAGCUUCCUGGCCACUCUGGCGGUGAGCAGAGCGUUUGAACAUUACCAAGAUGACAUUCCGAAUGUGGGACGAGGCACCAGUCGCAUUCCGGCGCCUAUCAACCAAGGGAUUUCAAUCAACAAUGUUCCUGUGACACAACCUGGCAUGGUAUGCCAGUCAAUUGGACAUGCCCUACAGUGUGGUGGCCCAUCAUCUGGCGGGGGUAAUUCCUUCGGAAUGGCCUUCAAUGUUCCACGAUUCACAGGCUCGUAUACCACCGCCGUGUGCAUGGCAGACAGCGAUGGCGAUGGGUAUACCAAUGGCGAUGAACUUGGAGAUCCGUUCUGCGGAUUCAUCACCAGCAGACAGCCAAAUCGUACCACGUGCCUUUCCCAUCCAGGAUUUGGCUGCUCUACGCCGCUUGAUCCGUUUUGUGAAGACGCUAUAACACAACCCCAAUGUGGUCCCACAACAGCACCCCCGACUACAAUGCCUGCUACAACUACAAUGCCUGCUACAACUAUGCCAGCCACCACAAUCCCAGCCACAACAACUCCACCCACAACAACCCCAGCCACAACAGCCCCAGCCACAACAAUGCCAGCCACAACAACUCCACCCACAACAACCCCAGCCACAACAGCCCCAGCCACAACAAUGCCAGCUACAACAACUCCAGCUACAACAAUGCCAGCCACAACUGCUCCAGUCACAACAAUGCCAGCCACAACUGCUCCAGCCACAACAAUGCCAGCCACAACUACUCCAGCCACAACUACUCCAGCCACAACAAUGCCAGCUACAACUAUGCCAGCCACAACUAUGCCAGCCACAACUAUGCCAGCCACAACUACUCCAGCCACAACAACCCCAGCCACAACUACUCCAGCCACAACAACCCCAGCCACAACUACUCCAGCCACAACAAUGCCAGCUACAACAACCCCAGCUACAACAAUGCCAGCUACAACAAUGCCAGCCACAACUACCCCAGCCACAACAAUGCCAGCUACAACCUCAGCCGUGACAAUGCCAGCCACAGCCACAGUCCCAGCCACAACUACACCUGCAAUGACAUUGCCAGCAAGCCCUGCAGUUCCGACUACCAGCCCAACAACAACGAGACCGACUACGGAUGUGAACAGCACACCGGUAUUCAGUACGUCCUUUGCUCCACCAAACACUUCACCAACACCAGAUGGUGCCUGUCCUGAAGCAAUUGGUGUGGAUGACUUCAACGCCCAGUACCGUAUCUACACGGCAUGCUACCAGCGUCUCUACGCAGACUGGGAACAGAGCUUCCAGGCGUGGCUGGCUACUGGCGGUGAGGGAUGUGCUCCGCCAAUGCCACCCAUGUGAUGCUGAGAGAGAGAGAGAGGGGGCUGUCUCGCUACUCGGAACAGACAUGGAUUUAACUUAUAGCAUAGUACUGCUUGCAGUUUCUACUGGCUAGGUGCAGUGAUGGCUGUGACUGUGAUAAGCCAUGGUGAUGAUCAUCUCAUAGGUAACGUACGUUGAUGAACAAACCGUCAUAUUACCGUGUUGUCUUUCACACCCAGGCUAGAACUAAGUACCACGUUCUACAAGUACUUUUAACACAGUAAUUAUUAUUACCAGUAGGUUCUCACAGCAUGCAAAUGCGUGCAAUGCUAACAUUGGCUAACUGUUAGAAUCACCACACAUUGAUAAGUAAGUAAAGUUUGCACGUCCGCGU